AUGGCGAUGGAGCAGUACAUUGACGAAGUGCUGAAGCGCGAAGGCCCCAGGGGUUUGAUGCUGGCGGGGGCUGUGGCGCCUCCCACGGAGAACUUGCCCAAAACCCUAGACAAGCGUGUGAUUCACCGGUUUCUGGGCGUGUGGGCCUUCGACCGCAGCCGCAGCAGCAGCAUGUCCCCCAUUACUGAGCAUUUGGGGGUUCCGUGGUUUAUUCGAAGUGCUGUCGAAACCCUAAACCCUAAAAUAGAGUAUUCUCUCGAAGACAAACACGGAGUUCCCGAGUUCGCCAUCACCACCACCCUCACUGCAGGAGUCUCCAAGACGGUGCGGCUGAACCUGGGUGGCGCUGCAGUGGAGGCUGAAGACGAAGACGUGGGGGCCUGGAGCAGCAGCAGCAAACUGGAAGGAAAUGUUUUGAAAACAAUUCAAAGAAAUGCAGCGCAGCAAGCCACUCUUUUCGAGACUCGCGAGAUCAAACCCGACGGACACGGCAUGGAGACUGACGCGCUGUGGUACCGCGUGACUUUGCGCAAAGAAGGUCUUCCUGGAGAAGUCUCUGCUGUCCGCGUCUUCAAAAGAAUUUCCGGACCGCCCCCGGGACUCUGCGAUGGAGGCCCUGAAGCAGCAGCAGACUCGGAAGGCUCUGCCUCUACAGCUCCCUCGCCCGCGAAGCCGCUAGAGGGGGAGGAGGCGCAGCAGCAGCAGCAGCAGCAGCAGCAAGGGCAGCAGCAAACGGAGAAGAAACAGCAGCAACAAGAACAGCACCAAGAUCGGCAGCAGCAGCAGGAGCAGCAGCAGCAGCAGCAGCAGGAAGAGGAGCAGAAGCCGGAGCAGCCGCUGCCGGCCUGGCACAGAUUCAAAUCCAGGGGCAAGGCGAUAGGCGCGGAGGUGCAGUGGAUUGUGGACCACCUGGAAGACAGCAGCUGCUUCCAACGCACCGGCGGGCGGGGCUUCGAAACUUUCAAAAGUGAUCGCUACAGAUUCAAAGUUGCUGCGCAGCAGCAAGUUGCUGCAGCAGAGCAGCCGCCGCUGCUGGGCGUGGGGCGCAUCAACUUAGGCGCAGUCCCGCUGCAGCGCUGCAUCGACUUCCUCUCCACUCCCGAAAACAAAAUGAAAUUCGACUCUUCUUCCAACAAAGUCUUCACCAUUGCGAACGACGGAGACUUUUCCCUCGUCUACCAAUCCUUCAAAGGCCAGUGGGGCUUUUCGGGAAGAGAUUUUGUCAUUGCCUGCUGGAGCGUAAAAGUGAGCGAAGACAGGACAAUUUUGUGCUGCGAGUCUGUGGACUGGAAAGAGCCAAUUGAAGGCCAAGUCCCCGACUUAGUCCGCGGCGUGCUGCAGCUGGCUGGCUAUGACCUGCAGCGGCAGCAAAACGGAGAUGUGCUGCUGAGCUUCUGCGUCCAGGCUGACUUGAAGACGGCCGGUGUGCCGGAGUGGAUAAACAGCAGAGUGAAGGCGGAGCAGCUAACAGUGGUGAAAAGCAUAAAGAAUUGCAUUCAGAAAUUAUAA
Molecule: messenger RNA, 1509 nt
Organism: Eimeria tenella
Lineage: Eukaryota; Apicomplexa; Conoidasida; Eucoccidiorida; Eimeriidae
Exons: 9
Coding region: 1-1509 (502 amino acids)
Molecular function (GO): lipid binding
Source: RefSeq, a predicted model, not a curated record